AUGCCCCCGACGCCUUUACUGCCCUACCACGUAUCUCUUAUUCUCCAGUUUAUCCAGCCUCCUUCUCAGCUCGACACACCCCUCCCGCCCCAUCUCAUCUCCCGAGCACUCCUCCAACGUCACCAUUUUCUAUCGCUUUCUCCGGAAUCUGACUGUCCCACCUACCUCACAUGGUCAGAAGACAACCGUGCCCGCACUAUUGCUCUCUUGGAAGCUCUCCCGCAAUUCAUCGACGACCUACUGGUCGAUGCCCCAGUUCGCUAUGUCGUGGACACUGAGAGUGCGUAUGCGCACGUCGAGGUGUUUAGUAUAGGAGAUGAUGACGAGGACGGACUCAGGCUAGUAUUUCAGUGGGACGGCCACGACUCUUGGAGGUACCAUGAUGCGAACAUUAUGCCCUUUCCUCCUAACGCAGAGGCUUCUCUCGACCAAGCGCUUGCCAAGGUGGACGCAGAACCGGAAAGUGCGGAGGUAGAAAUGGAAACAGGUGAUCAUGCACGGCAGAGUGCUGGGGUUUCAGAUGAUGAUGACGACUAUUGGAAUUCGUAUGGAGGCACAGAGGAUGACGAUGAUCCAAAUCACAAGGUGCACAGCCGAAAUGUGGCGAGCAAAGAGGGCUCAGACGCAGGUGGCGAGGAUGCCUACUGGGCCCAAUACGCCGCUGUCCACGGCACCGCCGACUCUACCAUCCCCUCCCCCGAACACAAGAACAAACGCAAACUCCAUCCACACUCUAAUGCCCGUCACCACCACCCGCACUUCCGCAACCAAGACCACCCGAACGACGUUCGCUCAGACGAGCCUCUCCCUGUGCCCUUCCCCCUCCGCCACAAAGCCUCACGUCCAUCUGCGUGGGAUGAUCCCGACCGCGCAUACCCUGGCGUUAACGGAAACCACGGUGCCGGUGCCGACGGCCGCCCAGUCUCUCCACGUACGCUCGCUCGCCGUCUAGUCGAGAUGUCACCCAGACAAAGCCCAAAGACAGUUCCCGACACACCCAAUUCGGGAUUGGACAGCGUAUUCGACGAGAUGAUGCCGACUGAAGAAUAUAUCGAGAAGGAAGCAGAGAAUGGUGCGCGGAGAAGUUUGGAGGUUAGUGUGGGGCUGGGGAUGGAUUUGCUGGGUGGGCUGGUGGCCGAGGAACCUUCCGGUAUAUGGGUGUCGGACGUGGAUGGGGUGACAGAGGUGGACGACGGAGAUGUGACGGAUAUUGGGGCGAGUAUGGGGACGGAUAGCGACACGCCGUCGCCCAUAGAAAAGAACAAUCCUAUUACUGGAACUGGGAAGACCGCGCAGGAAGAAGAGGAUGAACGAUUCAGAGCGUAUAUGGUCGACGACUCAGGAGACGAUGCGGGCGAAGACUUUAUCACGGCGUCCAGCAGACCGACGCAGCCGAGCGGGUUGACAUCGUUCUUGAGGACAAGAGUUCCGGAGGAGGAUGAUCUGGAUGAGGGAGUGGAUGAUGAUAUAGGGUAUAUGACGAUGGAUGGGAGUGUGGGCGAUGGUGGAGAUGAUGCGGCUGAAGGAGUUAAGGAGGCCAUCAGGGGUGUUUAUAGGUUGUGGAUAGCGACUAGGCGGACGAACACCUCGAGAGGGGAUGUCGAUGACGGUGGUGGCGGGGGAGGAUAUCUCAAGAAGAACAUCGCGGAUGGAGCUGAGUUUAUGAAGGUGGUGAAGGAGGCGAUUGCGAGGAGCUGA
Molecule: messenger RNA, 1698 nt
Organism: Stereum hirsutum FP-91666 SS1
Lineage: Eukaryota; Fungi; Basidiomycota; Agaricomycetes; Russulales; Stereaceae
Exons: 2
Coding region: 1-1698 (565 amino acids)
Source: RefSeq, a predicted model, not a curated record